AAAUCUCUCUCGUGUGGUCUCCCUUGCUUGAGGUAAGUCCUGAAUCAGAACGAUGUUGAACCUGUCAGUCAUUCUCCUGGCGGCCAACCAUCAUCCAGUCCCGGUAGUGGGGCAGAUGAUCGUCCCGGCAGUGAACCGUUGAUGACCCCUCUAUCAUACCAUCGUGCUUUCCAUUCCUCGAAGCUCGUCCGCUGUGGCAUGCCAUUGGAAGCUAAUGGGUGCGAUUUGUCCAUUUUGACAGAGUCCCAGCUCAUCGUCGACCGCUGUUCCUUCCCGGGGUUUCGCCUGCGUUUGCAUGGGUAUCUAAAUCGUACUAGAACUGGAAGGGCUAUCCUACGUAAUAUUUGCCAAUCCACCCGGGUCGACGUCAUCAGUACAUCGAAGCGCCCUUUCCAUUCCAUCCGAGCUUCUGGUCCCUUUCAUCUCUCUCCGGACGGCAUACUCCAACAUCAUCUCGUGACCGAUCUGGAUUUGUUCACUUCAUCUCGGUUAUGACGAUGUCCGAAGCGCAAGCGAGCUUUACCGAUGCGCGACGGCCGUCGCAGUCUGAGGACCAGACUAUCUCCAAUGCGGAGAUCCCGUUGAAGGAGCGGUUUUUCCGUUACUUUCAGCAUGAAAUUACCGGUGUGUUUCUGCACCAGGCCAUUUGUCUUAUUUCUUCUGACAUCGCUGCUUGUGACAGCACUUCAGGAACAGAUGGACCGACUCGCUGAUACGUCCCUGGUGGGCGGCGAGCGGACCGACGCGACUGAUCACUGCUUAGCG
This is a messenger RNA of Aspergillus campestris IBT 28561, 765 nucleotides long. RefSeq lists its product as uncharacterized. Bases 498 to 713 code for a protein of 71 amino acids. NCBI's taxonomy places the organism in Eukaryota, Fungi, Ascomycota, Eurotiomycetes, Eurotiales, Aspergillaceae. The record is from RefSeq and is a predicted model, not a curated record. The transcript has a single exon.